Messenger RNA from Phodopus roborovskii (desert hamster), 973 nucleotides. It is a transcript of the gene Atp6v0c, whose product is annotated as ATPase H+ transporting V0 subunit c. The transcript is spliced from 3 exons. Gene Ontology annotation, cellular component: proton-transporting V-type ATPase, V0 domain. Gene Ontology annotation, biological process: proton transmembrane transport. The record is from RefSeq and is a predicted model, not a curated record. Gene Ontology annotation, molecular function: proton-transporting ATPase activity, rotational mechanism. Bases 164 to 631 code for a protein of 155 amino acids. Lineage: Eukaryota; Metazoa; Chordata; Mammalia; Rodentia; Cricetidae.
GCCGCCAUCUUGCUCUGCGGUGCUGGUAUUUAGAGCGCAGCGGCUGACUGGCGGGGUCGCCUUCGCAUCAGCCGCCUCGGGGAUUUUCGCUCGCUUGCCCGCUCGCUCUCUCGCCGUCCUACCCCCGCCGCCGGCUGAGCUUGCCCUAUUCCCGCCUGCAGACAUGGCUGACAUCAAGAACAGCCCCGAAUAUGCUGCGUUUUUCGCUGUCGUAGGCGCUUCGUCCGCCAUGAUCUUCAGCGCCAUGGGAGCUGCCUAUGGCACAGCCAAGAGUGGCACGGGCAUCGCUGCUAUGUCGGUCAUGAGGCCAGAGCUGAUCAUGAAGUCCAUCAUCCCAGUGGUGAUGGCUGGGAUCAUCGCCAUCUAUGGCCUGGUGGUGGCAGUACUCAUCGCUAACUCCCUGACUGAUGGCAUCACCCUCUACAGGAGUUUUCUUCAGCUGGGUGCUGGCCUGAGUGUGGGGCUGAGUGGCCUGGCUGCUGGCUUUGCCAUUGGCAUCGUCGGGGAUGCUGGUGUUCGGGGCACUGCCCAGCAGCCACGACUGUUCGUGGGCAUGAUCCUGAUCCUCAUCUUCGCGGAGGUGCUUGGCCUCUACGGUCUCAUCGUAGCCCUAAUUCUCUCCACAAAGUAGACCUUUUCCACCAUCAAUUCACAGGAUAGGAUGUAAAGGCCACCCCUCCUCAUUCCAGAACGAACAGCCUGACACACAUGCACGGGCAGCUGUCCCCUCAGUAGUUGGUCUUGUAAAUGCGCAGUGUCCUAGUGCCCAUUGUCUGUUGCCCCCGCCUGGCCCCUGCUGCCCCGUGCUGUGGACAUCUGGGCCCACUCAUCUCCCAUCCAGGCCCCUGACCACUGAGGAUGUCAGCCUCUGGCUACCCCACCCAUCGCCCUAGAGUGCUCUGUGUAUAAGGAUGAAUUAGAGUUGUCAUUUUUCUCUUCACUGGAUGUUUAUUUAUAAAAGAUUUGAGCUAUU